GCUGAGGUAAAGCCGGAGCCGAGCGCGAGCGCGUGUCGGGUGGGCGCUUGCCUGCCUCGGCGGCGCAUGGAGGCGAUGCCUUGCCACGACCAGCGGGUGGGCUCGGCGGCCGCGUCCCGGCAGCAGCAGGAGGCGGGAGACCACGACUGCCCGGGGACCGGGAGCGGCGGCGGCGCUGCUUCGCGGCAGCUCCGCUUCGCCGACCCCGGCGCCGACAGCAGCCCCAGCCCGGACAGCAGCAGCAGCUGCUGCUGUAGCGGCAGUGGCAACGGGCGCUGCUGCUACUGCUCCGGCAGCAACGGGGCCCCGGACGCGGCGCCGUCCCCGCCUCGCGACCUGGCGGCGGGCGCCCAGCUCAAGCUGCUGCCCAUGAACGACCAGAUCCGGGAGCUGCAGACCAUCAUCCGGGACAAAACAGCCAGUAGAGGUGACUUUGUAUUUUCUGCUGAUCGCCUGAUCAGGCUUGUGGUUGAAGAGGGACUGAAUCAGCUGCCAUACACAGAAUGCACAGUGACCACUCCAACAGGAUACAAGUAUGAAGGGGUGAAAUUUGAAAAGGGAAACUGUGGAGUCAGCAUAAUGAGAAGUGGAGAGGCAAUGGAACAGGGUUUGCGUGACUGCUGCAGAUCCAUCCGAAUAGGGAAGAUCCUGAUACAGAGUGACGAAGAGACCCAGAGAGCCAAAGUGUACUAUGCAAAGUUCCCACCAGAUAUCUACAGGAGAAAAGUUCUCCUCAUGUACCCAAUACUAAGCACUGGCAACACUGUGAUUGAGGCUGUAAAGGUUCUUAUAGAACAUGGAGUUCAGCCAAACGUCAUCAUCCUACUGAGUCUAUUCUCUACACCCCAUGGUGCCAAAUCAAUAAUCCAGGAAUUCCCAGAUAUCACAAUUUUAACAACGGAAGUUCAUCCUGUUGCACCCACACACUUUGGACAGAAGUAUUUUGGAACGGACUGAAGUACUUAACCAGUUUGUGUUUUGUUACUGUAUGAUAUUACUAUACUGUUUUUCUACGUUUUAUAAUUUGAAGUGGAGAUAUCUUUCAGUAUAUUUAACAUCUCUUUUCUUUUGCCAAAGGUGAAAAGACCUAGGCCAAUUUUUUUUUUAUUUAUAAGAAGAAAUAUUUGGUCUUAAGUUCAGUUUUUAUUUUAGCAAUGAGUUGAGGGGCAAACACAUCAGGAUUUGACAGACUUCUAAUAAUGCACGUGUCCGAAUUGCUGCAUUCAUAGUUCCUUUUAUUUAUUCUUUUGUAGCCAGUUUUAAGUGGCUGCUUGCAACUGUAAAAUAAAAUAACUGUGAAGGCA
Molecule: messenger RNA, 1304 nt
Organism: Elgaria multicarinata webbii
Lineage: Eukaryota; Metazoa; Chordata; Lepidosauria; Squamata; Anguidae
Gene: UPRT
Product: uracil phosphoribosyltransferase homolog
Exons: 7
Coding region: 67-957 (296 amino acids)
Cellular component (GO): cytoplasm
Molecular function (GO): ribosylnicotinamide kinase activity
Source: RefSeq, a predicted model, not a curated record